Messenger RNA from Plutella xylostella (diamondback moth), 2364 nucleotides. The record is from RefSeq and is a predicted model, not a curated record. Lineage: Eukaryota; Metazoa; Arthropoda; Insecta; Lepidoptera; Plutellidae.
GCGUCCAUUUUGCUUCGCCAUAUUGAAUUUGGUCGGACAUCUUUGGACGCCAUGUUUAGUCGGACAUAUUUUAUAAACAUUUUCGCGUAAUUUUCAAAUAUUUUUGAGCCUAAAUAUCGAACUUUUUUUCACUGAAGUCUGGUGCACAAAGUGUGGUAAAUAUAUCGUGGAAAAACUCUGUGCCUACGCAGCAGCCCAUAUUUGUCUACUGGGGGCCGUGCAGCUUUUGUUAGAAGAUAAAUAAAGGUGGUCAUCAUCAUUGGUGAAGAUGAUGAACCAGGAGAUCAUGUGCGAGGUGGAGGUGGGCACUCACAUGGUGGAGAUCGACGACCACCAGGUUGGGGUCAAGUACGAAGAGAUCGAGGCGUCCCAGUACGAGGAGUACAUAACAGACGACCAGUACGAGGAGGUGGAGGAGCAGGUCAUCGGCAUGCACCAUCUCGAGGAAGUGGGCAGCGAGCAGGUGAUCCUGCCGGGCAUGUCCGAGGAGGCGCUGGACAACCCGUACGAGCCCGUGUACCCCGCGCCCGCCACCAGCCGAGGGCGUGGCAGGCCUCGAGGCUCUACCAAUAAUAGCACCAGUAGCAUACAGCAUCUAAUGCCAAUCGGCGAAGUCCCAAUGGGCGUGAUGGAGGGCAUAGGCGGCGGGCGCGCGGCGGCGCGGCGCUGGGAGCAGAAGCAGGUGCAGAUCAAGACCAUGGAGGGAGAGUUCAGCGUCACCAUGUGGGCCACGGGUGACGAUACAGUUGUUUCAGACGACGGAUCGAACCCGGAACCUGAUCCCGACUACACGGAGUACAUGACCGGCAAGAAGAACAUACUGUCCGGGGACGCUAUGCCCGGUCUAGACCUGUCCGACCCGAAGCAGUUAGCGGAGUUCGCGCGGCCGGGCCACAAGAUCCGGCUCAAGAAGCCCUCCCCGGAGUCCUCGGACAGAACUAUCGGUAAUUCGCACUCGUGCCCACACAAGGGCUGCACCAAGAUGUUCCGCGACAACUCGGCCAUGCGCAAGCACCUGCACACGCACGGGCCGCGCGUGCACGUGUGCGCCGAGUGCGGCAAAGCCUUUGUGGAGAGCUCGAAGCUGAAGCGCCAUCAGCUGGUGCACACCGGGGAGAAGCCGUUCCAGUGCACCUUCGAGGGCUGCGGCAAGCGCUUCUCACUGGACUUCAACCUCAGGACGCACGUGCGUAUCCACACCGGUGACCGGCCCUACGUGUGUCCGUUCGACGGCUGCAACAAGAAGUUCGCGCAGAGCACCAACCUCAAGUCGCACAUACUCACACACGCCAAGGCCAAAUCAAGAAACUCGCUAUCCCGAAACGGUGGGGGAAACUACGAGUCUGCCCGAACCACCCCCCAGUUCGUGCAACUAGAGAUGUCACCAGACGACUCCAACCCACAACUAAUCUUCUACACGCACGAGUGAACUUAAAGUAGUCAAAUUAAGUGAUAUUUUCUACGCAAAAAAACGACUGUAAAGUUGGUUUAUAAGUGACAGUGUAUCUAGUGAUCUAGUGUAUUCUACUGACCAUAGUGCCCUAUUAAGAAUCUUCGGUGUGGAGUUAAGGAUUGAUUAUAGUGAAUGGUGAAACGACGAGUUAUAGUGGUGAUAAAAUUGCGAAUAUAGUGAAAGUGAAAUGCGGAUUUGUUGGUUUGAGUUAGCAAAUGUUGUUUGUUAGUAAGUCGAAAUGGAUUGCGUUGAUCAUGAAAUGUUCAGUCUUUAGGGUUGAUUGUGUCAGUAAAUCAGUCUAGCUAUUCUGUUAAAUGUUAUCUUACCAUAUUUCAAGGCAUAUAAUAAUCAAAUACAUUUAUACAGCGCCAUAAAUGUUAAUAGAAAAACUUUUCACAAACUAGAUUUUUAAUUAACAGAAUAGCUAGACAUUUUGAUAGUACUGCAAUACAAAAUACAUAGUUAGAGGUCUUUCUCAGAAGCAGGAUACAAAGUCAGUGUUUUAGCAUAAGAAGUUACCUAUUUGUACAUAAUAUUUGUAUGUACUUCUUGGACUAUUAGGGUAAAAUUCAUACCUACAGAUUAUACACCCGUUUCAUUAUUACCACCAAAAACAUCAUCUUUGCUGAUGUCUCACUAAAAUAAAAUUUAAAUGUGCUGAUAACUUGCAUAACUAAUUAUUCUUUUCAUAGCUCAUAACAGCUAGAACAAAUAAUAAUAAUUUCGUAUUGAAUCUUAUACUUUUCAAAGUUUUUAAGGAAAUAUAGCCAUUGUGGUGCAUUUUUGGUGGUUUCAGAGAAUGAGAGGGAUAAAAAUAAGUUAAUCAAAGUUUAUUUUGGUUAAAUAAAAAUGAGAUGAAUGUUUUUUGAUUCAGUUUUAUGUUUUUAGGGAGUUGAUAGUAAUUGUGAAUA